AUGUUAAAGGUAGUUGUAAUGGACUAUAAGGAUAUAAUUAUACUUAAUUUCUAAUUUAUAAAUAAGCACUUUUAUUAUGUGUGUGUUAAAGCAGUCAACCUCUUAAGCUAGGGUGAAGAAAAAAAGAUAAUUGACUUGAGCAGAUUAAUUGUAAAAAUAAAUUGA
Tetrahymena thermophila SB210 is the source of this 165-nucleotide messenger RNA. RefSeq lists its product as hypothetical. The transcript has 2 exons. NCBI's taxonomy places the organism in Eukaryota, Ciliophora, Oligohymenophorea, Hymenostomatida, Tetrahymenidae. The record is from RefSeq and is a predicted model, not a curated record.